CACAACCGCGUUCGAGUGCGUGCGAGACGGUGGAGACAAUGGUCGCGCGCCGGGGUGAUUUAUCGUUUCCCUCUGUUUCCGUCGUCGUCGCCAUCGCCGCCACCUUCACCGCCGUCGCCGUCGCCGUCGUCGUACUCGGGAGCCGUGCUCUGUGAGGAUCCGGUCAGUGCGUCUCGCACGGCAAGGAGGGAUAGAUCGUUCACUCUCGGCGCGUGGAAAACGCAACAGAAUGCUCGUUCCUGCCGCGGACGUACUACGCGCACCACACCGGGGCUGGAUGUAAUCACAAAAGCUACGCCACGCGCCGCGCGUCCUCCGCUUCUGGUGGUACACGCCUCCUCCUCGGGCAUGCCAGCGCGCUGAGCCAAAAUGGCAGCCACGUUAACCGCCGAGCAGGAGCAAGCUACAAAGGAAUUUAUAGAAGCUGUGAAUAGGUGUAGAGCCGGUAGACGAGCUGGACCAGUUUCCUGGAGCACGGCGGUCAAGUUUUUAGCGGCACGGAAGUUUGAGGUUCAACGAGCCCUAGCUCUGUACGAGCAGCACGAAGCCACUAGGAGGAGAGAGGGAUUAGCAGUCCUGCAUCCCACCCAGGAACCCCUACUCAGCGAGCUAUACACAGGAAAAUUUACUGUCCUGCCGUCAAGAGACGCAACAGGUGCAGCGAUAGCUAUUUUCACAGCGCAUUUGCAUCUUCCACAAAAUACUACGCAUCAAACAACUCUGCAAGGUGUUGUAUAUCAAUUGGAUGCUGCCCUUGAAAGUGCAGAAACGCAGAAGCAUGGACUAGUUUUUAUUUAUGACAUGUCCGACAGCAAGUAUCAGAAUUUUGAUUACGACCUGUCUCAGAAAAUUCUGACACUUUUGAAGGGUGGAUAUCCAGCAAAAUUAAAAAAGGUUUUGAUAGUGACGGCGCCGUUGUGGUUCAAAGCGCCGUUCAAGAUCCUUCGAUUAUUUGUUCGUGAAAAACUGAGGGACCGAGUGUUCACAGUAUCCAUCCCUCAGCUGACGUUGCAUAUCCCACGAGAAUCAUUACCACAUCGUUUAGGCGGCACGUUGGAGGUACAGCAUGAAGCAUGGCUCCUACAUUGUCUUAAAUCUAUGACGAACCGAAGCGGGGGUGAACUGUGUGAGGUCACCCCAAGAGUAGGUAGCCCAAUGUCGCCCACGGCGAACGAUAACACGGUUCAUCAAAAUCCGAAUGGAACUACGACGCAUAGUAAUUCGACUAGUCCCAUAAUCGAUAAGAACAAGCAGGUGAAAAAUGGCGUGUCGAAUAUCGGUGACAUCGAGAUCACCACCGCGAACGCUGACGCAUGGAUGGGAACCGACGAGGCGCCAUCCCCAGUUCAGCCUCCGUCCUCGGCUAGCUCCGGCUUUAGCGACGACGACAGUCUUCACGGCGAUCCUGGUCUCCAGGCCGUUACAAUGGAGCAAUUUAUCGCGGAUAUACAUUCGCGAGGACGCGCCGGUCUCAUCGCGGAAUACGCGGAAAUUAGACAGAGGCCGCCGGAUGGUUCAUUUAAUAAUGCAAAGUUAAGGUCUAAUCAAUCAAAGAAUCGCUACACCGAUGUGCUUUGUUACGACCACAGCAGAGUCUGCCUUUCACAAAUAGACGGAGACGCGACGUCCGAUUACAUAAAUGCGAAUUUCGUCGACGGUUACAAGCAGAAGAACGCGUUUAUCAGUACUCAGGGUCCUCUUCCGAAAACCUGCGGUGAUUUCUGGAGGAUGGUUUGGGAACAGCAAACUUUAGUCGUCGUCAUGACUACGAGAGUUGUGGAAAGAGGGCGUACAAAGUGUGCGCAGUAUUGGGGCCCGGAACCGGGUGAUGAAGUACAAGCGGGUGGCUACACCGUGACCACCCUCGAAGUCGACACAAAUCCAGAUUACACAAUAUCCAUGCUUCUCCUUACAAACAAUAAGACUGAUGAGACGAGGGAGGUUUGCCAUAUGCUGUACACAGUGUGGCCAGAUUACGGUGUUCCCCAGUCGGCUAAAGCUUUACUACAGUUCUUGUCCCUGGUCAGGCAGCAGCAGAGUAAAUUACUCGCUAGCAGAGGAGACACGUGGGCCGGACAUCCUCGAGGACCGCCUAUAGUUGUACAUUGCAGCGCUGGCAUCGGAAGAACAGGCACAUUUUGCACCUUGGACAUUUGCAUAUCGCGACUGGAGGACACCGGAACCGUAGACAUACGGGGAACUGUCGAGAAGAUUCGAGCACAGAGGGCCUAUAGUAUUCAAAUGCCGGAUCAGUACGUCUUUUGCCACCGUGCUUUGGCGGAAUACGCGCUUUCCAAAGGGAUGCUCAGUGCGCAGCAUCUCUCCAUGUUACCUCCACCGAUCGAAGAGGAUUCUGACUAAGGGAGUAACGAGUUCUGCUAUCAUGUACCGGAUUGAUGUUCUUCCCGAGUAUGCGUGUAUAUGUAUAUAAAAUAUAUAUACACACACUAUCCUUAAAAUAGCCUAUUUCUACCUUAAACGACUGAAAGUUAUUUUUUGCUAUCGUAUCCAUCGAUGUAACGAUUGAUCUUCUCGCUAUUACGUCAGUCUUAAAUUUCCUAUGAAGCCGGAUUGGUCUUUUUUUUCUCUCCAAUGUCAAAUAAGCGAAUAAGGAAUAUUUCAUAUUCCUGUUCUUCGUGUUCUGGCAAAUUCUACGUAAAGGUGCAUCAGAAAAGCACUGAUCAAAGAUAGAUAUUUUACUAGUAUAAAAAUCUGGCACAAACAUUUUUAUGUGGAUCCUAUUUUAACUCUCUCAAACUUAAAUUUACGAUUUAAAUUCUUUAAGAUAUAAGAUAUUACGAAAUAAAAUGUAAUUUCUAAACGUUUUAAUUUAUUGUAGCUACCUAAUUCGUUAUAUCUUAAUCAAUGAAUUAUAAUUUUUUAUUUCUGCAACUGUCUUACGGAAAUGUAUGAAAUUAUAAAUGAUUUGAGAGAGUUGAAUUGUCGAUCUUACUAAAAGAGAAGGAACCGAUAUAUAGAUAUAUAUAUAUAAUUUUGAAAAUAUAUGAAAAAAUAUAAAUGUGAUUAUAUACAUUAUAUAUAGUUCACAAAUUAUUACAAAUGUGGUUUAACAGUGGCCAUGAUAUAGCCACAAUUAUUUAAGAUUUUGAGAUUUAGAAGUAUUAUAACAUACGAUAUAAAACGGCUUCUGCCUUACGGAAAUGUAGAUUAUUUUAGAAGUAACCAACAUAUUGAUAGAUGUUUUUGGGCAACCAAAGAUUAUCUGCUGCACAAAUUUAGAGAAUCGAAAUUUUUAAAUGUACGUAAAAUUUGGUUAUAUACAACAAUCGCGCGGGGAAAAUUCCGUUUUACAGGGAUUAAUAAUCAGGGAUCAUAUUGUAGAAAUUAAAUUAGUUAAAUAAUUUCCGACGCGACAAAAAUGACGAAGCCUAACGCGAGUGCAAGGCUUUAAAAAUUAAAUUAAGCCUUUACUUUAGUCGAGUAAACUUCGAGUUCAUCUGAUAAUUAUAUGUAUGCAUAUACAUAUAUGUCUACAAACACAUAUGUAUAUGUAUAUACAUAUAAUUAUACACACAAUAUAUAUAUAUAUAUUUAUACAUAUACGCUUCAUUAUGAAAAUCGUAACGAUUGAAAAUCGUAUAUACCUGCAAGCAUCAAACGUUUGAAGACAUUUUAAAAUCUAGAUAUAAAAAAAAUCUUAAUUAACACACAAUGAUUAUGUAAAUUUUAUCUCUUUAACGGAUACUACAAUCUGAUAAUAAUUUUAAAAAGAAACCGUAACCGAGGCGGAACGUGAAGAAAAAUUUAGACACGUUAUACAUUCUAGAUGAUACGCGAUUUAAAUACGAAUUAAUUUUGUACGUAAUUGUGUAUGAAAUAAUUACUUUUCAUAUAUCUCAUAUUUCCAAGGUAUUGUUAGACGCCGUGUCUUUGGUUCUAUGCGAUGUUUAUCCUGCUAAUACGAUCAUGAAGUGAAACACACAGAGAGUUUCAAACAAUGCUGCUUUUUAAAUCUUUUGAUUGCUUUUCGAUUAUUAUGAACUUUAAGUGUAUACGUGUAACCUUGGAUAUAUGUUAUAAAAACGUUGUGUCCGAUCUGUGUUACUCGUAUCCAAUAAGUACUCGAAUCAUUUAUCCGUUGAAUGUGUAACGAGACCUCUGCAAGGAAACGCAAGCGGGUGGUAUAUUCGACGAGUCUUCUUGCACCGGUCGCUCGAUGUUUGAUGAAUUACGAACUUUAUCGUGGGCUAUUAUGAUAUUAGUAUUUGUAAAGCAUUGUGAUAGUCGGUAGAAGUCUCCGAAAAUUCGUAUCUCUAUUCUUCCAAGUACUGCCAUUGCCAACUACGCUAAUUUCUAUUUCUAAUCACGCUGAGCUAAAUUUUUCGCGGCAUAAUCACGGUAUGGCCCAGGCCGUACAAAAAUAUAUAUAUAUAUAUAUAUUUAUAUAUAUUUACUAACUGAUUUGUAAUAAUUUAUUAAUAUUGAGUUAGAACACGGUAUGUAUAGUGACGUAAAUUUGGUAUCAAUGCGAUGAAGACAUGUGUGUAGGAUGCGGAAUCCCUUGACUGGGAUUUUUUUUCUGUUUUUCCCACGCACGAGGUAUUCGGAAAAACGUGCCUUUAACGUGCGUCGCAGCGAAAAAAACGUUCGAGAGGAGACCGUUCGCAAUUGCGUAACUUAGUUUUCCGCGGGGUCCUCCGCUGUAGCGUUUCCGUAAAACGUAUUUCCGAACACCAUGUGCAGAUUCUAUAUAUAGUUUCAUACGCAGAGCGUUCGUAAGAUUUUAUUUCGGCAAAAUAAAACUUGUGCGAACUUGUUGAAGACACUCUUCGAAUUUUAUACGAAACACAUAAUACGCGUUGCUGUAUCGCGAGGAAGCUUAGUCACGUUUAAAUAAGUUAACACGAUACUUGGACGUAAUAUUUAUAAGUUCCUCCUACCCUUAGGUUACCUACAAAAGGGCAUAUUACCGAUAUUGAUUAUCGUUUACUACGUUAUUAUUAUCGUUUACUACGUUUAUUACGUUAGCUAUUCAUAAUCAGCAUUAUCCUUUUUGUAUUUAUCCCAACUAUUUAUUGUAUCGAUUGGUUUAAAGUCUCCAUGUGAUGUAUAUAUACGCACAUAAUUAUCAUGUAUUUUUCUCCGCUCUUAACAGUCGCGUUUUUGUUUGACGUUCUUCUUUUUCAUCUACUUCUUGGUGUGAAGUGCGAGAAAUAUGGAAAACCAUAAUUUGGCCGUUCGACCGUCUCGAUCAUCAAGUGUGAAUGUACAUGUGCGAUUUUAUAUAGCUACUUUUGCGUGUGCCUCCCUCGCAUCGUAAUGUGUUAACGACGGAUCAAAGCCGCCCGUGCGCGUCAACGACGAAAGUCGUCAGGACGGGUACCAAAGUCUCUCGUAGUAACGGGCUCGCGAAACGGGGAAGACGAUUAAUCAACCGCGGAGUAACCGAGUGCUAAUUGUACUGUAAUACGCGAGUGCGCGCGCGCGCGUGCGUGUGUGUUAAGCUUUGGAACUGAGGGUAGGUAGUUUAAAGUUAAUCGACUCAACAGUAUUAUACCUCAUUAAAUGUUCGCGAUCCUUCCCUUCUCGCCAAAUCGAUUUUCUUUGCCGACUCGAGUGCGCCGGACGGUUGAGAUUUAUCGUCCACCUGUAUUCCUUUUGAAUAUGUAUGCGAACAAGGUGAUUUGAAUGAGAAUAAAGAUGAUGUAACUUCGAUAAUUGAUCAUCACGAUGAGGUUUAAGCGAAAAAAGUUCGUCGAAGGAACAAAGGAGGAGGUCUUGCGCUAUUAUAUAUGCAAAUGAUACACAGUGGACUGUGUAACUCUCGAACUUCCGGCGUACUUUCAUUCCUUCAACACGUUUUAAGUUGCGAACUUGUACCCAUCGUUGCUACGUCUUGCGAUUCGUUUUCGGUAAUUUGCACCUGUAACGUACUCGCUAUUUGUAGACCUUGAGGAUUCGUCACACCAAUGUUACACGUCUCUAUAUCGAGGUACCGAUGAAUGAAGGGAGUUGAUAUAAUCGACUAAUUAUUUAACGCGAUAUAAGACGCCCACUUUUGUAUGACAAUUAAAAUGCGAUAUCGGAGAGGAGCUGCGAUAAAAGGAGCUGCAAUAGGGGAACCCGAUGUUUUAUGUGUAUAUCUGGUGUAUGCAACACGUGUCAUAAUAAUUAAGAUUCUCACGAGAUGAAGAAAAAGAUUGUUAAAAUAUUAUGAAAAAUGGAGAAAGUAAUGCAGCGAGGAAAAGAAAAAAAAAUGUAUAUAGAAAUGAAUAUGACUUUAAAUUACUAUCGCACACAUGAUUGUAUCUAAUUAAUAAUUAUUUAAUAUAUUGCAAAUAUAAAUGGUACAAA
Molecule: messenger RNA, 6315 nt
Organism: Wasmannia auropunctata (little fire ant)
Lineage: Eukaryota; Metazoa; Arthropoda; Insecta; Hymenoptera; Formicidae
Gene: Ptpmeg2
Product: tyrosine-protein phosphatase non-receptor type 9
Exons: 10
Coding region: 370-2361 (663 amino acids)
Biological process (GO): protein dephosphorylation
Molecular function (GO): protein tyrosine phosphatase activity
Source: RefSeq, a predicted model, not a curated record